GACCGGCAGCCACUUCUACCGAAGGGCAACUUGCCCUUCAACUUCGAGGUUGCUAUGACCUUGGGGGUUUCAACAGGAGAGAUUCGGGGAGAGCAAGCUGCUUUGCGACGGCAAAUUCGUGAGGAGCUAGCGCUGAAAAAGUUGAAGAAGCGACUUGGAGAAGAUCAGCUCGAUGGCGAGCUCGAGGCCAAGCGAGCCAGGGUUCAGGAACCGGCCAGCGCCGCACCUUGGCUGAACUCUGCUCUAAAGGGCUGGUUGCUAUCUCGAGUGCUGUCGAAUCGGCAAUAUGUUCCCGAGGAUUCGAGCGGUGUGGCUGCCAAUGCAGCUGUCGAGUCGGAUGCUAGCAUGGCUGCGAAUGCUGCUGUCUCCAAAGUGGCUGCCGAAGCUGCUGUCGAGUCGGAUGUUGACGUAGCUUCGAAUGCUGCUAUCCCCAAGUCGGGCGGUGUGGCUGCCGAUGCAGCUGUCGAGUCGGAUGUGAACAUGGCUGCGAAUGCUACUGUCUCCAAGUCGGGCGGUGCGGCUGCCCAUGAAGAUGCUGUCCAGUCGGAUGUUGACAUGGCUGCGAAUGCUGCUGUCUGCAAGUCGGGCGGUGUGGCUGCCCAAGCUGCGGUCGAGUCGGAUGUUGACAUGGCUACGAAUGCUGCUGGCUCCAAGUCGGACGGUGUGGCUGCCGAAGCUGCUGUCGAGUCGGAUGUUGACAUGGCUACGAAUUCGAAUGCUGCUGUCUCCAAGUCGGGCGGUGUGGCUGCUGAAGCUGCUGUCGAGUCGGUUGUGAACAUGGCUGACGAAGAUGCUACUGCCGUCGAGUCCCCAGCUCCGAAUGCUAUCGUUGCCGAGGUGUCGGGCCCGGCGGUUGCUCAGCUUACGUUAGCUACAGCACCUGAUGAGGCCCCGGAACAAGCAGGUGAUCGCAAGGCAGCCAAACGUGAAAGAGAGCAGGCCAAGGCCAGAGAGAACUUGCAAUGGCUCAGUUUGCAAGACGGCAUAAGUGACUGCUGCCCCCAUUCCGGCCUCGUUGACCCCUCUGAACUGAAGACCCUGAGCUUCGUCGUCCCCACCCCAACAGACUUGCUGGAGAAGGAUUGGAAGAAGUACAAGAGCAUCACGGUGCUGCUGAAUAACAGGGCCUUUUAUGUGAACAACAGCUGGGUUCCUUGCCCGGGGGUGAAGGCUACUUGGUUGUAA
This is a messenger RNA of Symbiodinium sp. CCMP2456, 1185 nucleotides long. The record is from the annotation of a GenBank genome assembly. NCBI's taxonomy places the organism in Eukaryota, Dinophyceae, Suessiales, Symbiodiniaceae.